UUCAGUGAAAUGAAAAACAAAUUUGAAUUUCUCUGUUUUGUGGAUUAUACAUGAAACCCUUCACUGAGAGCCUUCCUCAAGAUUAUUUUCAAGAAUGAAACAUUUAUACACUCGCUCUAGGACUACAAGCGAUGCUCAGUUCAACCACAGGGGGGUGCAAUCGGCUAUACUAUGUGAAAUGGCCCAUUCCUCAGCCCCUUUUAUUCUACCUGAAGCUCAAUACGAAAUGAGACCAGCACCUUCUGAUGAACGGGAACCUACUGCAUGCUCUGCACCUUCGCAGCCUGCUCGGCUGACUUCAGGAAGACCAUGUUUCAUCACUUCUUGGUUCAUGCUGCUUAUCAGACAAGCAGAUGGCUUCCACGAGACCAGAGGAUGAAAUUUCAGAUAGUUCUUUUCAUCUUUGUAGUGCUCUGUCUGACACCACAGAUCUACAUUUUGACAAGGCCAAAGUCCACACGCUACUGUGAAAAGCCACUUUUGAACAAUCUCAUAGCCCUCAUUGUGUUCUCCUUCAUGGCUACAGGCUUAGCAGUGACGCUUACUCUCACUGACCCAGUGCCUAAGAGUAUCAGAGCGGCUUACCACACAUUCGGAGUGCUUUCAUUCACCCAGGGACUUUGUACCAUCAUUCUGACCCACAGUGCUCCCCAGUGUGCAAAUACCACACCAGAGCUGUAUCUCUUUUCACUGGUACUUUCUUGGGCUUGUGUCCUCUCUACAGUGUUCUUCGUGAUAAGAGGGUGCCUUUGGAUGAUCCACAGAAUGUGUCCGAACUGGUUCAGAGAUGCAUCUCUUUAAGCUGCUGUGUGAGCCUCCCUACUAUGUGCGAACCCAUCUAUUAUUCAGGCCCUUCCUGGGCCAAAGCCUGAGCUUCCAUCUGGUCCUCAGUUGAGCUUGGUUAGAUCCUAUUACCAUGGAUAUUUCAUUACUGUUUUGGUCUUACAAAAAGGGAGUAAAAGUGAAAUGCCAUUCAUAGCCAGUUAAUCCAUUCAGUUCUUGAGUAACUGGACUGACCAGCAAGACCGCACAUUGAAAAACCAUCUGGAAAGCAGAGGUUUUAGCCUGAGGCAUGGGAUACUCUAUUACUACUCUGUCUCUGUGUUCAAUGUACAUGGCUUAUUAUUACAUUAUCAAUGAUAAAAUAUAUUUAAACAGAAAUACAAUCUGUUCUGUAUACUAAAGGCAUAAUAGUGCAAUGUGAACAUACAUGCAACUGGAAUAGGUCAAAUCUGCAAAUAACACACCACCUUUAAAAAGCUGGAAAGAACCUUUUCGAAAGACAUACAGUACUGUGCAAAAAUGUUGGCAUUUUUUUAAAAAAAUGAUAUGUAAAGCAAUUUAUCUGGGCAGUAAGAAUUUAUUUAGAAAAAAAAUAGCAUUAUAACAAUAACUUAACUAUAACAUAACUAUUUCCAAACCUCUCUAUAAAGAAGCCCAGUGCUUACAGUUCCCAUCUAAUACCUAGUUUGUCUACUUCUUCUAACUAAUAUUCUUGUUAUAUGAUGUAUUUACUGGGAAAACAUACUUACAUCUGAGACAAAUGGAUAUUUUUUUAUAAUAACACACUAACACUGUUGCACUGUAUAUAGUAAGGCACAAUAAAUCAAGGUUUCAGUCACUCAUAUGAAAACUUUAUUUCAUUCUUUGAUCAAACUCAGAUAUGUUGUCGGCCAUAACUCAAAUGCUCUCUGCUCCAUGGGCAGCAUACAGUGAAGGAAUGUGUUUCACAUUAUGUGAUGGUAAAGAAAAGAAAACUGGAACCCAAGAUUACACAAUUAGCCUUCAAAAUCAAAUAAGCCCAAUAUACCCAAGGCAGUAACAUUUGCAUCAAUGCCAAUUUCACUGGCAUGUAGAGAAUACCAAUUCAUGUAUUAUUUGACCCAAAACAUUUAGUCAUUCAUUACUACAGAAUAUCAAAAGUGAUAUAAAAAUGAAGACUGCAGAGGCAAUAUUGUUUUAUCUUUACAGUACUGUAUACAGUACGGUCUACUUGAGCUUUCAAUCCAGAGUAAAUUCUACCCCAGUGCCCCUUUUGCCAACGGUGUCAGAAAAGUGACUGUACCUGAGAAAAGGGACCACACAUCGUUGACAAAGGGAUAACACUAUAA
Molecule: messenger RNA, 2111 nt
Organism: Pygocentrus nattereri (red-bellied piranha)
Lineage: Eukaryota; Metazoa; Chordata; Actinopteri; Characiformes; Serrasalmidae
Exons: 8
Coding region: 265-801 (178 amino acids)
Source: RefSeq, a predicted model, not a curated record